Messenger RNA from Acipenser ruthenus (sterlet), 444 nucleotides. RefSeq names its product syndecan-2-like. The annotation marks the transcript as partial. The record is from RefSeq and is a predicted model, not a curated record. Lineage: Eukaryota; Metazoa; Chordata; Actinopteri; Acipenseriformes; Acipenseridae. The transcript has 3 exons.
ACACUGGCAGCUUCACAGGGUCAGAAUUCUCCUGAUGAAAAGGAUUUGUAUCUUGAGGAUGGGUCUGGGGAUUAUCCAGUAGAUGAUGAUGAUUUUAAUUCUGGGUCAGGCUCAGGUCUUGAAGUGGAACUCGAGGAGCCCAUCACUGUGAAAACGCAUAUGUUUCCAAAAGCACAACCAACCAGGGACUCGACUAAAGUAUUGACACAGAAAGUUGAGACAUCUACAGCCAAAGCCCGAAUGCUGCCUAAGAAUCCUGCCAGAACCGAGCCACCAGUUCUGGUCACGGAUACAGAUGUGAACAUAGAGGAUUUAACAAGCACAACUAGUAAGCCAAAGGUGUCUGGCAGUGGUGUGGACACAGAUGUGUCUGCAGAGAUCCAGUCAGAAAGCCUCUUCCAGAGAACAGAAGUAUUGGCAGGUAUGUGAACAGCUGUAUUAGGU